AUGAAUUCAUAAAAUAGUACUGAAUUUCACUCAGCUUUAGAGAGCGCAGUGAAGGAAGUUCCAUUUGCUCCUGAUACUAUUACAGAAGAUGAAUUGAAAAAAAUUAAUGACAAUAGAAUGGCACUUUGGAGGACUGAAUAGUUCAAAAAUUCAUUGAGAAAAGCAGUUCGUGAAACAUUAAAAAAAGAGAAAGAAAAAGUGCCUAAUAAGUAUGCUAGUAGAGUUUAUAGAUAAAUGUAUUUUAAAAAUGUUAGAGAUUCAAAUAAAUUUAAGAAAUAUGAAAAGAUUCAGCUUCAUCCUGAUAUCACUAAAUCAGAUUACUAUUAUAUUGAAGAUAAAAUUAGUAGCAUUAAUACUAAUGUAAAAAUAUCAUCUGGAGUGACUUUAGCAAGUAUUGCUUACUUGAUGAUAAGGAGAGAUUUAAUUGGAAUCAUGAUGAAAAACCCAGGAAUUUCAGUGCCUAUAGUAGGAUUAAUUCCUUUUACUGGUAUGCUUACAGCUUAAUACCUAACAGAGUUCUUUUUAAAUAAAAAACUAAAUGAUAUUGGCUUAUUCCAAAAAUAUUAGCUUUAAGAUUUGUACUGA
Molecule: messenger RNA, 585 nt
Organism: Tetrahymena thermophila SB210
Lineage: Eukaryota; Ciliophora; Oligohymenophorea; Hymenostomatida; Tetrahymenidae
Product: transmembrane protein, putative
Exons: 1
Source: RefSeq, a predicted model, not a curated record